Hibiscus syriacus is the source of this 1533-nucleotide messenger RNA. RefSeq names its product protein unc-13 homolog. The transcript has 3 exons. The coding region runs from base 1 to 1533 and encodes 510 amino acids. Lineage: Eukaryota; Viridiplantae; Streptophyta; Magnoliopsida; Malvales; Malvaceae. The record is from RefSeq and is a predicted model, not a curated record.
AUGGAUAAGGAAAAGUCGAGCAACUCUCCAUCAAAGCACCAUCACAACGAGCUUCCUUUCAUGGCCAGACUUGCAGAGGAAUUGCGUACACUGGCUUCUACCGAGAAGGAAGUAUUCAGUCCCAUAUUAAAACGGUGGCAUCCGCUUGCAGCCACCGUAGCAAUCGUCACCCUUCAUUCCUGCUACGGGAAUGAGCUCAAGCAAUAUAUUUCCGGCAUCGACGAACUGUCGCCGGAUAUUUUACGAGUGCUGAAAGUUGCAGACAAAUUGGAGAAAGAUUUGGUGCAAAUGGUAGUUGAGAGUGAAGAUGGUGGGAAGUCAAUCAUAAGGGAGAUGGUACCUUAUGAGGCAGAAUCUGUCAUUUGUGAUCUGGUUAAAUCAUGGAUAACCACCAGAACUGAUAGAUUGAAGGAAUGGGUUCACAGGAACCUGCAACAAGAGGCAUGGGAUCCCAAGGCCACUAGGGAGCGUUUUGCUCUAUCUGCAGUUGAUGUGUUGCGUAUUGUAGAUGAAGCUGUUGAAGCAUUCUUCUCGUUACCAAUAACUAUACAUGCGGAUUUGCUUCCCGAUUUAGCCACUGGGAUCAAUGACUGUCUUCAAUAUUACAUUUCCAUGACAAAGUCCGGCUGUGAGAGCAGUAGUUAUGUACCCACAAUGCCGCCUUUGACGAGAUGUUCUCAACCCUCCAAGCUUCCCAGUGUGUUCAAGAGAAAAGAAAAGGCUCAUAAGAAGCCUCAUGCUGGGACUGCAACUGCCAAUGACAGUGAUUCCUCCGGGACACCCCAAAUGUGCUGUCGAAUUAACACACUGCACUAUCUUCAAACUCAGUUGGAUGGAUUGGCGAAAAGGGAAACUCAUGAUAUUUCCAAUGGGAACAUGGAGAAAGCGUUUAGAGUCUCAGCUGAUGCAUGUGAAGAAGGGAUCCAACAGCUAUGUGAAGCAACGGCGAACAAAGUCAUCUUCCGUGACCUAACUCAUCUCUUCUGGGAUGGUUUGUAUGUCGGGGAAGUUUCAUCUUCAAGAAUUGAUCCUUUUCUUCAAGAGCUCGACCACCAUUUGGAGGUCAUUUCAUUAAAGGUGCAUCACAAGGUUAGGACACGGGUUAUCACUCAAGUGAUGCAGGUUUGUUUCGAUGGUUUCUUGCUGGUUUUACUUGCCGGAGGCCCUGCUCGUGCGUUCACCCUGCAGGAUUACGAGAUGAUCGACGAGGAUUUUAGGUGUUUGACUGAUUUGUUUUGGUCUAAUGGAGAUGGACUCCCGGCUGAGUUGGUGGAAGAGUUCUCCACCACUGUUAAUGAGAUUCUCCCCUUGUUCCAAACAGAUACAGAGAGCCUGAUCGAGAAAUUCAGGAAUUUAACGCUCGAGAGUUGCUCUUCUUCUUCUACUACUAAAUCAAAGCUUCCAUUGCCACCCACCACCGGUCAUUGGGAUCCCACUGAACCCAACACAGUUUUGAGAGUUUUGUGUUAUAGGAAUGACGAAAUAGCAGCUAAGUUCCUUAAGAAGGCUUAUCAAUUGCCCAAGAAACUCUAA